AUGUAUGCGGGAUUCGCGAUUGGUCCAGCCGUUUUCGACUGUUAUAUGAGGGCAAAUAUUAAAAUUACGGGUUACAUGUGUGAAACAUGUUAUAAUCGGACACUAGAUAGGGAUUUGCUCGGAAUUAAGGGAAUUGAUGACAAUUAUGAUAGACUAAGUUCGUUUAUCCGGUUUAUCUUAGCCGUUUUCGACUGUUAUAUGAGGGCAAAUUAUGAAUUUGUGUUGAAAGGUUGGCAUGAUCUUCUACAUUUUGUGACGAUGUUCCACAUAGCUUCUACACAUUUGUACAUCAUGGAAGAUACAAGUAUCUUUUCAAGAGAAUUUCUUAACGGACAUGAACAUCCCGAGGAAUUCAAUGCGAUAAUAACCUGGUUGAAUAACAAUCUUCACGACAUGCCCUCGUUUUGGCAGGAACUAAGUGUUCUUCAUUCAUUACCCAAGGAUACUCCGGAUAAGGAGGAUAUUAAGAAUGUUCGUCAACAACAAGCAAAAACUGAAGUAUUUCGUAGAAUACGUGGUAAUCUUGAUAAUUAUUGCAGAGAAGUUGGCUACAAGUAUAAAAUAAAAGUUCAAAUUGUUGCUGGCAUAUUUCGGGGUGUCUACUUUCUCAAGAAACCGGACUGGGUUACUAAUAAUAAAAGAAUGGAUGUUAAUUAA
Molecule: messenger RNA, 657 nt
Organism: Trichoplax adhaerens
Lineage: Eukaryota; Metazoa; Placozoa; Uniplacotomia; Trichoplacea; Trichoplacidae
Exons: 5
Coding region: 1-657 (218 amino acids)
Source: RefSeq, a predicted model, not a curated record